CAAAUCCUCAAGCAUCCUCUGAUGGGCCUCAGCAAAACUCAACUUUGCAACUUGAACUGAGGCGACAAGUGUCGUGUCUUCAUAUUCAGCCUUGCGCUGUCACCUCUCGCUGCCUGACGGACUGACUAAAUCCGGCAUUUCUAACCUCAUCGUCAUAUCCUCUAUCCUUACGAAAAAAAUCCACAGUUCACUACAGCAUAAUGGACCCAGCCACACUUAAUCACCUCGUGGAUGAAUGGGGCAUCGCGGAGGCGCACGGGGCCUUGUGUCAGGAAUUCGACAUCCACUAUCCCAGUCAGCUAGAGGUUUUUGACGACGCACUCCUAGACCUGUACCGCGAUGUCUUGAAGCUAAUAAACUAUUACUUCUACGAUCAAGGGGAUGGGAGAGAGAUUUUAGCCCGCGUCUACGAGUCCGCGAACGCGACUGCUAUCGCCUUUUAUAGAAAGGAGAUCCAGACGCCCCAAGAAAUUGCCAACGCGCUCCCGUCUCACUCUGAAGUCUUGGCUGUUCGAUUCAUCUGCCCGUAUGGGCGUGCAUAUGGUUCCAUUGCUGGAAGCCUUGCGGCGAUGCGCCAGGCACACCUCCUUCAAGUCCCAGCACCAGGGCCAAGCAAUGACGUUGGUUUAUCAUAUCCGACUGCCAAUACCUACACCUCCAUCACAAAUAAUAUCGUCGGAAAGACAGAACUCCAGAGAUCGCCAACGCAAAGACCCAACGCAUGA
Messenger RNA from Ilyonectria robusta, 725 nucleotides. RefSeq lists its product as uncharacterized. The record is from RefSeq and is a predicted model, not a curated record. The coding region runs from base 201 to 725 and encodes 174 amino acids. NCBI's taxonomy places the organism in Eukaryota, Fungi, Ascomycota, Sordariomycetes, Hypocreales, Nectriaceae. The transcript is spliced from 2 exons.